Messenger RNA from Anthonomus grandis grandis, 1873 nucleotides. RefSeq names its product cytochrome P450 4d2-like. The transcript is spliced from 8 exons. The record is from RefSeq and is a predicted model, not a curated record. NCBI's taxonomy places the organism in Eukaryota, Metazoa, Arthropoda, Insecta, Coleoptera, Curculionidae. The coding region runs from base 108 to 1616 and encodes 502 amino acids. Gene Ontology annotation, molecular function: oxidoreductase activity, acting on paired donors, with incorporation or reduction of molecular oxygen; monooxygenase activity; heme binding.
UUUACGACCGACGCGUAGAUGUACUGCGUCAGCUGACAGUGCGUGGUACAAUACGUAAAACGAAGAAGAGUUUUAUGUUAUAAAAGUGCUGUAAUCUGCGAAGCAAUAUGUUGAAUACCUCACAAAUUAUUCUUAGUAUUAUUGCUAUAGCUUUAAGUUAUAUAUUAUAUCAAGCAAAAAAAGUGUAUAUUGCAAGAAAACAUUUGACGAAAUGGAUUCCACAAGUUCCUGGUUCACUGUAUUUUGGUGCGAAGUCUAAGUUUGGGCCCACAAAAGACAGGAUAAAAGAUACAGCCCGAUUAUUAGAUAACCCGAAAAAGUCUGUAUAUUUGGAGUUUUUAAGUAAUUGGGUUAUCAUAACUCAAGAUUAUGACCUAAUGGAAUUUAUACUGAGUUCAAACGAAUUAAUUACCAAGGGACCUCACUAUAAAAAUCUAGCAAAGUGGCUAGGUUAUGGACUCUUAAUUGCAAAUGGGCAAAAAUGGAAAACCAGCAGACGUAUUAUUACCCCAACUUUUCAUUUUUCAAUCCUGGAACAAUUUGUGGAUGUGUUCAAUUCAAACGAAGCUAUCAUGAUUGAAAAACUUAAGCGCGAAGCAGUGGGAAAAAAAGGUGUUGAGAUUUACUCGUAUAUAACAAACUGCGCACUUGAUAUUAUUUGUGAAACUGCUAUGGGAGUGAAGAUGGAUUCACAGCAAAAUAAAAAUAAAGAGUAUACUGAUGCCGUCAAGGAUAUGUGUGAAAUUUUAGCUGUUAGAAAUCUUUCGUUUUGGAAAAACUGGGACUGGCUAUUCCGCCUAUCACCUGAGUAUAAAAGACAACAAAAAAAUUUGAAGAUUCUUCAUGGAUUUACAAAUUCUGUUAUUGAGAAGCGCAAGAAAGAACUUGAAAGUAAUAAAGAUAUAAAGAAAUUAGAGGAAGAAGAUAGUUUCGGCAGAAAGCGUAGGAAAGUGUUUUUGGAUUUGUUAUUAGAAUCAACUGACAAUAGUCUUAGUCAAGAUGAUAUAAGAAAAGAAGUAGAUACUUUUAUGUUUGCGGGGCAUGAUACUACCUCUUCAGCUGCAACUUCAGGUAUAUUGCUGUUAUCGGAGCGGCCUGAUAUUCAGAAAUCAAUCCGUGAUGAGUUGAAAGAAAUCAUUGGAAGCGAUAGAGACAGACCAUUGACCUACAGUGAUUUACAUAAUAUGACUUAUUUAGAGUUAGUUGUCAAAGAAAUAUUAAGAAUAAAACCUCCAGUUCCAUUCAUAGCAAGACAACUUACACAAGAUGUGAAAUAUAAAGAUCAUAUUAUUCCAAAAGACACAAUGAUAUCAUUGUUUCUGUACGGAAUGAAUCGAGAUCCAGAUUUUCACAAUGAUCCCGACAAAUUUAAUCCCGAUCGAUUUUUAAGCACUGAUAAAAAGGCCUAUUCAUUUCUUCCAUUUAGUGCCGGACCCAGAAAUUGUAUAGGACAAAAAUAUGCUAUGUUAGAACUUAAAAGUAUGCUGGCAAAAAUAUUAAUGAACUUUGAAAUCCUUCCAUCAGAAGUCCCUCACGAGCCUGACUUUACUGUGGAAAUUGUAUAUAAAUCUAAAAAUGGAGUCUACGUCAAACUAAAAGAAGUGGAUUGGAACUGAUAAUAAAUAUUUAAAAUUAAAAUGUUAUUUUAUGAUAAAUAACUUAAACUUACUUCACUAGCCUAAAAUAAAUACAAUAUUUAAUGCUUAAUUUUUAUAUAUAUUUAUAAUAUUUUUUUACUUUUUUCUGCAAUAAUGUGGUUCUUAGUUAGGGUUAGCAUAACCUGUGUUUAUAAAACCGUAUUAAUAGAUGUAUAUUGUGUCUCAUAAUGUUUGUCGAAAACUGUUCAAAUAAUAAAACAAAGGAUUUUAAAUUU